Molecule: messenger RNA, 330 nt
Organism: Cooperia oncophora
Lineage: Eukaryota; Metazoa; Nematoda; Chromadorea; Rhabditida; Trichostrongylidae
Source: the annotation of a GenBank genome assembly
AUGAAGACUGCUGCUAUUGUUCGUAACCUAGCUGUUUCCGCAUUGAAGAACCGUCCAUGCGAGCAGCAGCUCCUCGCUGCCUCCACCGCAUUCGCGGACGGCAGUUUUAGGCCGAAAAAUGGCAAGGGUUCUUCGAAAAACCAAACUGAUACGGGAGUUUGGAAAAACAGAAGGUUCACACUGGCUGCCGCAGAUUUUGCCCCAAUGUUCACUGGCAAGAUCACACCAACAAAUGCUUUCAUGUCAAAGAAACUGAAAAUUAAAGGAGACAUGACAAAAGCCUUGAAAUUGGAGGGCGUUCUGAAGAAGCUGAAUAAGAGCAAACUAUAA